AUGGCCAUCCUAGGGACGGCCCUCAACGGCAUCGGCGCGCUCUUCCUCACACAUGCCGUCUACUCGACCCACGAACACACCGCAACCUUCGCAUCCACGCCCCUCCCCCUCGACAUCUCGCUCGAACUCCUCACCUCCAUUCUUAUCCUCUCCCUCGGCAUCGUCAUAUCGUUUGCGCCACUAAAGCCAAUACAAUACGCACAAUGGGCGGGCCAGAUUUCGCGGGAAGGACGACACGGCGAGGGCUACUACACAAAAGAGGGCGAGGAGGUUCUGAGUGAGGGUGAUCCGUAUGCGUUUUUGGGUCUGGAUGGCGGGAUUGGUGGGAAGGGGGAGGGGAGGAAGGGGUUCUGGGAUGUAAAGGGGAAGAGGAAAGAGUAUGAGGAGUGGGUUAGGCAGGGUGGGAAACAGUAG
Alternaria ventricosa is the source of this 414-nucleotide messenger RNA. RefSeq lists its product as uncharacterized. The transcript is spliced from 2 exons. The record is from RefSeq and is a predicted model, not a curated record. Gene Ontology annotation, biological process: protein folding in endoplasmic reticulum. NCBI's taxonomy places the organism in Eukaryota, Fungi, Ascomycota, Dothideomycetes, Pleosporales, Pleosporaceae. Gene Ontology annotation, cellular component: EMC complex. The coding region runs from base 1 to 414 and encodes 137 amino acids.